Microplitis demolitor is the source of this 2482-nucleotide messenger RNA. RefSeq names its product early growth response protein 1-B (gene klu). Gene Ontology annotation, biological process: regulation of transcription by RNA polymerase II. The annotation marks the transcript as partial. The transcript has 2 exons. The record is from RefSeq and is a predicted model, not a curated record. NCBI's taxonomy places the organism in Eukaryota, Metazoa, Arthropoda, Insecta, Hymenoptera, Braconidae. Gene Ontology annotation, molecular function: DNA-binding transcription factor activity; RNA polymerase II cis-regulatory region sequence-specific DNA binding.
AAUGAAGAUCAUUGCAAGGAGAUAAAGGAGCUGGCUUCGAUAAUUAUUCAGCGGUCGAGGGCCAGAGUCACGCUGCCUUCUAUACCAAAGGACAAACUAGGAGGCAGUACGGUGGUAGCCGAGGGUGUAAUAGGCGGCAUAGGGGGCCCAGGCGGCGGGUGCCGCGCAUCAUCGAUGACGAUGGCCGAGAGUGUGGUGGAGGACACCGCGGCCGCGCCCCCGGGUCCGGCAAAACCCCCGCCACCCUCUUGUACAAACAACAACACACUUGCAGCGACGGCGAAUCGCAACCACCGCGUGUUCCGCAAGCGGAAAUGUUUGAACCAAGUCUUGGACGCACUACAAGCGCACAAGGGAACACCCUCGAUAGAAGGCGAAUCCGAAACCCGUCUCGAGUCAACGACUUCCCUCGAAGAGGACGAAGACAUUUUCGGCUCGCCGCGGUCGUCAUCGCGGGCCUCCACUGAAAACAACAUCCCCAUUACGACUGACAAACGUCUGAAAGUUGAACCCAUGGAGUCACAGACAGACGAAGAGGCAUCUGCUGCAAGUCAACAAUAUCUCCAUGGUCUGCAACGACAGCAUCAUCAUCAUCAUAAUCAUAAUCAACAGCAACAAUACUCAUACCGUACUCCAACAUUAACGUAUCGUGGAUGCGGUUGUAUGAAUUGUGCCUCACCAAAUAUAGUUUUACCAUCACCAACUUCACCACAAGCACCUUCGACUCCUCUAACACCCGUAUCUAGUAAUACGACAACCCUAACGCCAUUAACACCCGUAUCGCCCUCAUCCUACACAUUCGAGCACUAUUUACACACAAAGUACCUGCCAAUAGACAGCGAUCGUAAGCGUAGUCAUUCAGACUCCGAUGUACCUGGUUGGAAUGACCAAAAGCCCAUUAUGGUUUGGCCAAACUCAUCUUCAACACAACACUGUGGGCCUUUACCACGCAGUGGAUCUUCCGAAAGUGAUACAAGUCCCCAAGAAUAUCCACUAGACUUAUCAAUGAAGAACAUCCCGGACAUCCGACCAUCGGCACUGCAGUUAUUGCCCUCAGGUCUGGGUACCCGUGGAUCCUUGACCUUCCCAGUGAUACGCGGGGACGUUGCGUCACCGACGACUAAAGAAAGUGUAGCAUUUAGGUUUAACAUGGAGGUAUCACCAGUAGUUGAAGAAAUGCCUCCAGGCACUGAUUUGGCGUACGUUUGUCCAGCGUGCGGACAGAUGUUUAGUCUUCAUGAUAGACUGGCUAAACACAUGGCUUCUAGACACAAGAGACAAGGCGCUAAGGAUGCAUCAGCGAAAGCAUACUCAUGUGAUGUAUGCAACAGGAGUUUUGCUAGAUCAGACAUGCUCACGAGGCACAUGAGGCUGCAUACGGGUGUGAAGCCAUACACCUGCAGGGUAUGCGGCCAGGUGUUCAGUAGAUCCGACCACCUCAGCACUCACCAGAGAACUCACACUGGCGAGAAACCUUACAAGUGUCCUCAGUGUGUUUACGCGGCAUGCAGAAGGGACAUGAUCACAAGGCAUCUCAGGACACACGCGAGGUACGUCGACGGUCAAAAUAACAAGUGUGAGAGUCCCGCUGAUCCUGAGAGCCCUACUUUUGGAUCAUUGUCAUCCUUAUCGACUGUCAAGACAGAAUGACUAAAUUUAAGAGCUCGUGAUAGUGAGAAAAUACGUUAACUUUCUUCUUCUUCUUUCGAUUUAUUCAUUUUUUCUCAUUGUCGCUUAUUGGUGAUUUCAUUGUUUGUCCCAUUAUUUAUACUGGGAUUUAUCAAUUUAAUGUGUUAAUUUACUUAUAUAUAUAUAUAGAUAUAUGAAUAUAAAUAUAAAUUAAUUAAAUACUAUUUACCCUAUCCUGAAGACUGCCUAUCCUGUGUUCGUCCUCGGCAGGCAGGCGGCCGAACAGUAUUAUCCGUACAAUCCCCUCGUUCAUUCAUAAUUCACUUCCUUUUUUUUUCUUCUACUAUUUUCUUUAUGACUUUUUGUUAAUGUUGACUAUUAGUUACUUACUACUUAUUAUUUAAAAUAAAACACAUCAUCGAACGGUAAAGUUCAUUCCGUUAACAAACUUGUCGAUGUGCGCUCUCUGUAGUCAUUAUUGUGUUUAUUUUUUUUAUCUAAAUUUUUUUAUUUAUUCCCUCGAUUUUUUUUUUUUACUUGGUAAUUAAUGAGUUUUUUUUUUUGUAUAUUUUGUAAACGUUUGAGGAGUUUAAAAUAUAAAUUUGUGAGUCGAGACUGAGUCACCUGAGGUUCGUUGUGCUAAAAAUAUAAAAUUAAAAAUGUGCCAAAUUUUUUACAACGGUCAAUUUUUAAAAUCUUCCAUCAGUUUUGUAAUUGUAGAGGUUAAUUAGUAUUUUUAAAUUACGAUUGUUAUUGAUGUUUAUUAAAUAAUAAAAUUAGUAAAGAUAUUUUUAAUUAAAAAUUAAAUUUAAAAAAAAAAGAACCCAGUGGAAAGUUAAGAAAAUAAAUAAAA